Molecule: messenger RNA, 951 nt
Organism: Nerophis lumbriciformis (worm pipefish)
Lineage: Eukaryota; Metazoa; Chordata; Actinopteri; Syngnathiformes; Syngnathidae
Source: RefSeq, a predicted model, not a curated record
AUGGAAGAGAAUGGAACAGUCAUGCUAAGUCUUACAGGCUAUGUAGAGGUUGACAAAUACGGAUAUGUGUACUUUAUGUUCUUGUUGCCAGUGUUUGUUGCUAUUCUCUGCUCUAACAGCAUUAUUAUUUUUCUAAUCUGGAUUCACAGAAACCUUCAUGAGCCCAUGUACAUUUUCAUUGCAGCUCUAUCCCUCAACUCAAUUUUGCUCACCACACCUAUCUAUCCUAAGAUUUUAGUGGACGUGUUGUCUCACGAGCAGAGCAUUUCUUACUCUGGCUGUUUGACCUUGGCAUUUUUUUUCUACAGUAUAUCAUGUUCUGAUUUUCUGUUGUUGUUAGCCAUGGCUUAUGAUAGAUAUGUGUCCAUCUGCAGGCCCAUGCAAUAUUCCUCUAUCAUGGGCAAAACUACUGUCACCAUUUUCUUGGCUUUAGCCUGGUUUCUGCCCGCCUCUCAGUUGUCGGUGACAAUGGUUUUGCAGUCAAAACAAAAAAUCUGUAACACCACUUUGGAGGGAUUUUAUUGCAACGUUAAAAUGCUUAAGAUUCACUGUACAACACCAAUUUAUCUGACUUUGAUGACUUUAUUUAAUUUAACAAGCAUUUCUUUCUUGCCUAUGAUGUUGAUCUUCGUCACGUACAUUAAGAUAUUCAUAACCAUCUAUAAUACGCAGGGAGAAGUCCGGAAGAAAGCCAUGGAUACGUGUUUACCUCAUGUGACUGUUUUAAUUACAACCUUUAGUUUGAUGUUCAUUGACACAGUUAUCACGCUGCUGGGGGCAGUUAUUCCAAAAAGGGUUUCACUAAUUAUAAAUUUGCAAGUGCUUGUGUACAAUCCUCUUUGUAAUCCAGUCAUGUAUGGUUUGAAGAUGAAAGAAAUCUGGAAACACAUCAAGAGAAUGUUGUGUUGUAAUCAUGUUGAAAGGAAGAAUAAUAAGGCAGAAAGAAAAUAG